Messenger RNA from Serpula lacrymans var. lacrymans S7.9, 824 nucleotides. RefSeq lists its product as uncharacterized. The transcript has 3 exons. The coding region runs from base 501 to 719 and encodes 72 amino acids. NCBI's taxonomy places the organism in Eukaryota, Fungi, Basidiomycota, Agaricomycetes, Boletales, Serpulaceae. The record is from RefSeq and is a predicted model, not a curated record.
GUCCCUUCGUCCCACAAACUAUGUAGAGUUUAUGUCUCAUGGUCACCUCUUCAAUUGUAUCUAAUGUUGUAUGGACGAAGAGAUGGUGCUCUCAAUGGAGAGGCAACUUGUGGCAUCGCUAAUCCUAUGUAUAGUUAUGCCGAAGCUCGCAGGUCAUGAUUCUCAUCCAGUGUGAGUAGUUCAUCAUUCUUAUCACACUUCUUUUUCGUUCGUAAGAUGAAUCUACAUCAUUCAAACUAGAGUAUAUGAGUGCCUGCAAGGCUCGAUGCUUUUCACUUAUCUGUCAAUCCACUGAUAUCAUAUUCGUGUUUAAUGGUCCUCGUUCCUCAUUACUCAUUAUUUUAUUGCAGAUAUACCUAUUCCAUGGUUAUCUUCAAGACCCACAUUAGAGUUAGGCGAAGCUGCACUGCUCUGUGAAUCCCCAAGAGCUGUUCAUAUUCGAUUUUCAUCAUGAUUUGAUUGAUACUGUGAGUUAUCUACUUCCCCCUUUUCUCCCUUCUAUGAUGCUUUAUCACGACGGUCUUCGUAUUCUUACUGCCGAAGAGGCCCGCCACAGCUCAAAAACUCGGGCAACCCCUUCUGAUAUUUUUUUGUUAUGGAUGUUUUUCUUCGUGGUUCUCAUCUUGCAUUUACAGGACUGGUACAGUAUUGUGGUCCACAUGGUGAGUUUCAAGUUAUCUUCUAUUUCCUUUGCAGUUCCUUGUUUGUCUAUAUUAUAAGCAAAGAAUGUUUGGACAGCUUGGGCUGUGGCGCCGAAUUGCUGUGACUGGAAUUCGUAGUAACAAUUGUCGAUAGCUAUAGUAUUGCAUGCAAUACAUUUUCAU